Messenger RNA from Zophobas morio, 1032 nucleotides. RefSeq lists its product as uncharacterized. The transcript has a single exon. Bases 133 to 975 code for a protein of 280 amino acids. The record is from RefSeq and is a predicted model, not a curated record. NCBI's taxonomy places the organism in Eukaryota, Metazoa, Arthropoda, Insecta, Coleoptera, Tenebrionidae.
UCCUGCCUAUCACACUCUUUUUGACUUCUGACUUGUCAAAUCUUAACCAAACGUCAAAAGCACGUUCCAGGAUCGUGUUUUGAUCCCAGGGGGCCCCCAUAUUUAACAGACGAUGAUCGCAACUCCUCAAAGAUGAGAUUCUCAAUGUUGCGGUUUUUCAACGCAACAACCACCAAUUAUGUGUUCGGCCGUCUCCGCUCGGAAGCUCCCAUUUAUUGGGAAACUCUAAAAACCAUGAACAGGGAAGCAUUCCAUAAGAAAGUCGCUAGUUUGAACAGCUGGUACACGAAAUUCCUCGGUUUAGACGAAGUUAAACUAUAUCAAGAUCGAGUGGUUGCCUUACAAGAACGAUUACUUGAAACUCAAGAACAACGCCGUGAAAUUGGUAGAAGUCUUGCUGAAAUACGUAAAAAGUCAAAUCAACUACAGGAUGAAAUCCACAAAGUGAAGCGCCAGGACGAUAUUGAGAAGUUUUUGACUUUAAUGAAAGAAGAGACUGAAGUACUAAGGCAGGAGCAUGAGGUGUCAAGAUCGUUUCAAGAUUGUGAUCAAGCGGAAAGGGAGUUGUUUACGGCGUUUACAAACGCUGUAAGGGAUUCGCAUGAGAAACAGAGGGCGCAGUUAGAGUAUACGAAAUAUUUUGGGAUUAUUUUGAGUAUUGCAGGGAGUUUUUUGGCGUUUUGUUACACAACACUGAGGAAGGGUGAUUUGAAGAGAUUUAUUGAAGAGAGUUUGGAGAAAAAUAAUGGAUCAAAAGAACCCAUAACUACAACUGGUGAUAAUAACAUUAAUACAGAUUUGAUUAAUUUUGUUAAAAAUGAGACUGCACGACUGAGUGAUUUGAUUAAUUUUAAGCAAAAUGAAGUCAGUUUAUUAAUUGAAAGAGAAAAUGAAACCAAAAAGAAACAGUUUUUGUAUUAUAUAGGAGCUGGUGCGUUGCUUUUAGUCGUUUUUAAAGUGAUUUCCACAAAUUAAGUUUAUAAAUAUUUUAUGUAAAAUAGUAGACAUAAGUAAUAAAAUUAAAGCUCUAAA